Molecule: messenger RNA, 2099 nt
Organism: Caretta caretta (loggerhead turtle)
Lineage: Eukaryota; Metazoa; Chordata; Testudines; Cheloniidae
Source: RefSeq, a predicted model, not a curated record
UUGCAGGCUGGCUCAGCUCUGGGCACUCAGACCCAGCUCUUGGCAGCACCAUGAAGUCAAGGGGCCUCUUUCUCCUCCUGGGGCUCUUCACCCUCUGGACAGCGCUGCAGGGCGCUCCAAGACAAAAGAUCCCUGGCACAGCUUCUCCUCUCCAUGGCGAUGACCCAGGGAAGCACAUAUCAGAAGAAGAUGAGCUGAAGGAAAAACUUGUGUUGGGGGCAACAAAACCAGUGCCUGGAGCAGAACCUGAGUCUAAUGGAAAACCGGUGUCUAGUGCAGAACCUCUAUCCAGCGAAAACCCCGUGUCUGUUGUAAAACCUAGAUCCAGUGGAGAACCUGAAUCUGAUGAAAGACCUGUGUAUGGUGGGAGAGAAGAUGAUGAUUCUGACCUGCAGGAUGGUGACUCUGACGGGGAUGAUGACUUUGAUGGGGGAGAUGAUGAUUCUGACCUGCAGGAUGGUGGCUCUGAUGGGGAUGGUAACUUUGAUGGGGGAGAUGAUGAUGAUAAUGUGAGGGACGGUGACUUUACCAAGGCUGAUGACGUUGAUGGAGGAGAUGAUGAUUCUAAUGUGAGGGAUACUCGCUCUGAUGGGGCUGAUGACUUUGACGCGGGAGAUGUCGAUUCUUACCUGCGGGAUGGUGGCUCUGAUGGGGGAGAUAAUGAUGCUAAUGUGAGAGACGGUGACUUUGCUGGGGUUGAUGACUUUGACGGGGGAGAUGAUGAUGAUAAUGUGAGUGACAGUGACUUUGACGGGGGAGAUGAUGAUGAUGAUGAUAAUGUGAGUGACAGUGACUUUGACGGGGGAGAUGAUGAUGAUGAUGAUGUGAGGGACGGUGACUUUGACGGGGGAGAUGAUGAUGAUGAUGAUGUGAGGGACGGUGACUUUGACGGGGGAGAUGAUGAUGAUGAUUCUAAUGUGAGGGAUACUCGCGCUUAUGUGGAUGAUGACUCUGACACAGAAGAUGUCGAUUCUUCCCUGCAGGAUGGUGGCUCUGAAGGGGGUGACGACUUUGGUGAGGCUGAUGAUGGGUCUGAGGGUUCAGAGUAUUAAGGGGAGUGUCCUCAGACCUCAUUGACCCGGACAUGGAAACCUUCUGAUAUCAGAUCAGCCGGCAAAUACAUUCCUGGCAACAAGAGCCUCUCUUUCCUGUUUGACGUUUUCCAGCUGUCCCUUCUCUUUUACCAGUGAUUGCCUGGGAACAAGCUGCCUCCUCGAAUGGCAAGGUUACUGCUCAGGGAUCACUCUCUCUGGGUGAAGGAAAUCAAUGUUCAGGGAUCUUCGCUCCCUGGCUUGAGUAGGGUGCAAGGGGACGUUGGGGUUCUCUCUCUAGGCUCUUACUCUAAGCUCGUCACCCUAGUGUCUGAGCACUUUGAUUCAGCUUUCAGGUCACUUUUUCUUGGGAUAUAUUUUCUGUCUUAUUAAAUCUUUCCUGAUGGGUUAGCCAGCCCCUGGCACUGAUGUUCUCCACCCCUAGCGGUGUUCCAGGUUCAGGCCAGUUCUUCUCCGAUACCUGUCCCAUCGCAUGGUGCACCCAGAGCCAUUCCCUCCGGACACCUUCAGUCUGGGCCUGGGGCCAGUGUCUUCCUCCGGCAGCCGGAAUUCCGAGCUGAAGGAAAACUCAUUUACUCAGAAAUUCCCCUUCUGAUGUGGCUCCCCCUGCCCCGAGGUCAGCCAUAGCCUUGGUUUAGUAUCUGAUACAUCCUCUGCUGGUCUCCAUGGAGUGAAUGGGCUGAAUGAACUAACUGGCAUUUUCCAUCUCUAACUACUGCGACUCUCUUCUCUAAUGGAUUGUAUUCACUGAGGGACAACCUGUUCUACAUUCUCAACGACUGAGGGACAAUCUACACUCAUUGCUAUAUUUGCUUUCCACAAACUGCUCUUAGUAUAACCUUUUAUGAGGGAUAUACCUGAAUAUUUGGCUGCUAAUAUCUAAACUGUACUGUUAAAUUUAUUAACCCUAAUUUGGGAUAUUGCAGAUUAUGUACUAUAUGUAUUUUAGGGCUUUUAAACCAAACUUUGUACUUUUGGAUAAUUUAAGCACUAUACCCAGAUGUAUAAACACGCUUUCCUCAACCUGUGUAUUAGAGAAUUUUAACA